This is a messenger RNA of Owenia fusiformis, 1217 nucleotides long. NCBI's taxonomy places the organism in Eukaryota, Metazoa, Annelida, Polychaeta, Sabellida, Oweniidae. The record is from the annotation of a GenBank genome assembly.
GUAUCUAAUGCAGUAAAUAGAAACAAUGAUGAAUGAAAUUAUAUUACCUUGCUCAUUACUAACAUGUUAUUGAAUUUUGUAGAUAUAAAGACAUGUUGGGAUUAGUAGUUCUGAGUCUAUGGCUGAGAUGGGCAGAGUGCAUCCAAAAGAACAUAUUGAUGAUAAUCGUUGAUGACCUACGACCCGAGUUAGGAUGUUACUACACACCCGGCUCACCGUUCCAUGGCAAUAUGCAUACACCAAAUAUAGAUCAACUUGCAUCAAGGAGUGUUCUAUUCCAAGAGGCCUAUGUGCAGUAUCCACUAUGCAGCCCGAGUAGAUCUUCGUUAUUUACUGGGCGGAGACCUGACACUGUCAAAGUUUAUUCAAAUGCCAUCUAUUGGAGAGAAACUGGUGGCAAUUUUACAAGUUUUCCGCAAUAUUUGAAACAAAAUGGCUACACUGUGCUUGCAACAGGAAAGAUGUUACCAAAAAGUUCUAAUGUAAUGCAAGACCCUAUAUCAUGGACAAGACCAGUUGAUGUACCCCGAAACAUAUCUGUGAUUCGAGGGACUAAAUCAAGAACACAGACCUUCACAGAUAAUUCUGCAUAUCUACGCGAUAUGGGAGUGGCAGAUAAAGCAAAGGAAUUUAUGAAUGAAAUAGCUUCAGGAGAAUCCAAGCCAUUUUUCCUGGGGGUUGGAUUCUAUAAACCCCACCUCCCUUGGGUCUUUCCUGAUCGCUAUCUACAGUACUAUCCCGAGGAAGACAUAGCUCUACCCUCAAACCCUUACCCCCCAGAAAAUAUGCCUGACAUUGCAUGGACGGGACAUGCAGCUAUUUUUAAUAAAAAGUACAAGGAUAUUGUAGCACUGAAUAUAUCAGGAGACCAAAGGAGCAGCAGUGAUCUACCCGAUGAAGUGGUUCGACAACUUAAGAGAUCAUACUGCAGUUCUAUAUCUUACAUUGACGACUUGGUUGGUGACAUUGUGAAGCAUCUUGAACACACAAAACUGGCUAAUGACACGAUAAUUGCAUUCAUGAGUGAUCAUGGCUGGCAUUUAGGGGAGCAUGGACGAUGGGGUAAAGCAACAAGCUUUCAUUUAAAUACAAGGACACCACUAAUGAUCCACAUUCCAGGUGUGACAGAUAAAGGAGAUGUCACACACGGUAAGGUGGAAUUUGUUGACAUCUUUCCCACUUUACUUGAAGCUGCUGGUGUUGAAGCGAUUCCCAAA